GGAGGUGAUCUGGCUCCAAUUCCAUCAUCACCCCAGCCCAAACCAAAGACAGCACCUGUUCCUCCGGUACCAGCAGGAAGCAAAUCAUCCCCACAAUCACAGCAGAGUUCCCCAAAGAUGGAUCCUGCCUCCAAACAGAGUAUCCCCAAGGCACCUGAGUCUAAAAAGCCACCACCACUAGUGAAACAACCAACCCUUCAUGGUUCUCCCCCAGCCAAGUCCAAGCAGCCUCCUGAGGCAGAGUCUUCAUCCAAGUCAGCCCCUCCCAAAGAGCCUUCUGUCUCAUCUGAACAGGUCAAGGUCUCUGUUGCUGACGAUAAACCAAAGCAGCCCAAGCCAGUAAAGCCACCCACAGACAUUGAAUCCUCAUCAUCAGUAACAACAAAACCGGAUAUUCCAAGCUUCGAAGUAUAGCCACAGCCUCAAGAGAAAAUAACUCCUCUGCUGAAAACAGACUCUGCCAAACCCUCACAAAGUUUUCCACCAACAGGAGAAAACGACAUCCCAUUUGAUUCUAAAGCCAUACCUCGACCAGCAUCAGAUUCAAAAAUUAUUUCACAUCCUGGGCCUAGUUCAGAGAGCAAAGGUCAAAAACAAAGUGAUCCAGUUCAAAAGAAAGAACCUAAGAAAGCACAAACCAAAAUGACUCCUAAACCAGAUGCCAAGCCAAUGCCAAAAGGGUCACCAACACUCCCUGACCCACGAUGUACCACUACCCCCACAUCUCAAACUACCCCCACAUCUCAACAACCCCCAAAGCCUCAGGAGCAGUCAAGACAUUUCAGUCUGAAUCUGGGAAGUAUUACUGAUGCCCCUAAAUCACAGCCUACAACUCCUCAAGAAAUUGUGACUGCGAAACUCUUUGGGUUUGGAACAUCAGUCUUCAGCCAGGCAUCAAAUUUAGUUUCCACGGCAGGCCAGCCUGGACCUCAGUCACAAAGUGGGCCAGGAGCCCCAACAAAACAA
Molecule: messenger RNA, 966 nt
Organism: Carlito syrichta (Philippine tarsier)
Lineage: Eukaryota; Metazoa; Chordata; Mammalia; Primates; Tarsiidae
Product: protein piccolo-like
Exons: 1
Biological process (GO): protein localization to synapse; presynaptic active zone assembly
Cellular component (GO): cytoskeleton of presynaptic active zone; glutamatergic synapse; GABA-ergic synapse
Molecular function (GO): structural constituent of presynaptic active zone
Source: RefSeq, a predicted model, not a curated record